This is a messenger RNA of Etheostoma spectabile (orangethroat darter), 1130 nucleotides long. Its product is annotated as G2/M phase-specific E3 ubiquitin-protein ligase-like. The transcript is spliced from 6 exons. Gene Ontology annotation, molecular function: ubiquitin-protein transferase activity. Lineage: Eukaryota; Metazoa; Chordata; Actinopteri; Perciformes; Percidae. The coding region runs from base 45 to 1130 and encodes 361 amino acids. The record is from RefSeq and is a predicted model, not a curated record.
UUGUUUAUUGUUUCAGUGAUUUAAAGAAGACUUCAGAGAUAAUAAUGGAGCAGAUUGCUUCUCGAGUAAAUAAUGACAGCACUGUACGCUUCAAUAUCAUAAGAAGAAAUGUGUGGGAUGGAGCAUCCAGAGCCAUGGGCAGAUCCAAUUUUUCACCUGAGAAGAAGGUAGAUGUUAAGUUCACCGAUGACUAUGGAAUAUCUGAGGGUGCUGUAGACAAUGGAGGACCUACUCGGGAGUUUUUCCGACUCUGUCUACAUGAAAUCAAGGACAACAUUGGCAUCUUUGAGGGUCCCCCUAAUGCUAAAGUCCUCACAUGCAACUCCAAAGCGAUGAAAGACAAUGGAUACUUCUACGCUGGCCAGAUCAUGGCAAUGUCAAUUGCCCAUGGGGGGCAGAGUCCAUGUUUCCUGUCUGAACUCUUGUAUGAGUGUCUUCAAAAGGGUCCAGACAACGUAAAGGUCAAAACUGAACACAUUACUGAUGAAGAAACAAGGUCACAGGUGCAGUCGAUCUUAGAGGCUGAGACUGAUUCACAACUGCAGGAGGCAGUUGCACAGGCAGCCAUCUUGAUCAGUCUUGCUGGUCACAAUGUUCGCAUAACACUGGAAAACAAACAAGAGACUGCUUUGGACUUGGCUCACUGGUAUGUCCUCCAGCGAACACGUGCACCUUUUGAAAGGUUCAGAGAUGGGUUAACAUCUCUAGGUGUCCUAGAUGCUAUCCAGAAAUACCCUCUACAAAUAAAGAGCCUUUUUGUGAAGCCCGAAAAGAGUUUAACAGCUGCUGAUGUGGAGAAUCUCCUCCAGAUCUCACACUCUGAAAGAGGGAGUAAUGCAUUCCGAGAAGAGUGCCGGACCCUGGCUUUCUGGCAAGACUAUCUUCAGGAUGCUGAAAUUGAAAAUGAUGUCUCUCUGGAGGAUAUUCUUGUUUCUUCACUGGAUGUGACAGCAUUCCAGCACUGGACCCUAGACACCGUGGACGCAGACUUCACCACCGUGGCCUCAGACAACACCAAGAGGGAGGUUGCCAAUCAUAGAGACUAUGCCCAAUUCCUUCAUGCCAAUUUCCACCUGUCCAUACACUGCACCAGCCUCACCAAUCCCCACUGCCUUGGUUAUAUGUUUUGA